CUUUCCCCCCAAGUCGCUUCUAUCACUAUCAUGACCACUAUCACGACAAAGGACAAGCGCCGGUACCCUGUGAAGGAGGAGCUAACCAACUUGCGCGUGGAGGCGUGGCACCUCGAAACCAAACUCAUGGACCUGCAGCGACAUCACCUCGGAUCAGUGUGGAAGCAAGUUGCGCACCACGAAGCUCAAGCCAGGCACAAUGCGCUGCAGGAAAAUGCUGCUCUGAAACAAGACUUGGACGUUGCAUCUCACUGGAUUCACGUCAUGCAGACACAGCCGACCACGGGGUUAACUUUGUCGCCUUUGAUCACAUCAAGGAGUCCCCCUCACACCAACCACAGCCACCACAGCCACCACCGACACAGGACCAAUAACAAUGUGGGCCAUGCGUACAGUUAAUGUCACAAUAUUACCAUCUAUACUUACA
Messenger RNA from Aphanomyces astaci, 427 nucleotides. RefSeq lists its product as hypothetical. Lineage: Eukaryota; Oomycota; Saprolegniomycetes; Saprolegniales; Verrucalvaceae. The transcript has a single exon. The record is from RefSeq and is a predicted model, not a curated record. The coding region runs from base 31 to 399 and encodes 122 amino acids.